GUUGAUUGGAGGACAAAUAACGAUUGGACAACCCAAGACAAGCCAUUGGUAGAAAUCAGGGCUAACAUCAGCGCACGGAAGUUUUAAAUUUUGUUACUGUUUAAAACCCAGGCAUUGACGCCAGGCUGGCGUUAACUGCCCCUCGGCACAAGCUUGGACUCGUUUUGCCUUUGGACUUGACCAGUUUUCUGGGACCCACCUCCUGCUCAGGCUACUGAAGCCCGCUUGAAGCGCGAUAUGGGGCUUGGGCCCCUUCCUGCCCGGGCCAAAUUGUAGCGGUGGAAGUGCUCUUAACGAGCUACAACAAGGGAGCACGCUGCCUCAGUUACGCAUAUAGCAGGGGAUCUGAGCUCUUCAAAAAAAUGAAAAAGGAAGUAAAACUGGUCUCGUUCUAGGGUUUUAUCAAGGUACAGAGCCAACUGCAAAUCUGCAAUAGCCUAGAGAGCCUGUUUAAGUGCAAUGGAGUCCCCAACCAACAUCUACAAGCCCCACUCAGAUCACUGAAAAAUGGAGAACCCAGAUACAAAAACCACUAGAUCACCGCCGCCACAAGAACCAAACCUCAAGAAGCUCAAAAUGUCGACCACCACCACCAGCGAUGACGAUGAAACCACCACCACAGACAGCACCAAAAAGCAAAGGUACAAGCGUCGAAAGGUUGCAAUUUUCUUCGCUUAUUGCGGUGUGGGAUACCAAGGCAUGCAAAAGAAUCCAGGCGCCAAAACCAUCGAGGGCGACCUCGAAGAAGCCCUCUACCUCUCCAACGCGGUUCCCGAGCAGGACCGCAACAACCCUAAACGCUAUGAUUGGGCCCGCUCCGCCCGUACCGAUAAGGGCGUAAGCGCCGUCGGUCAGGUUGUAUCGGGCCGCUUCUAUGUCGACCCACCGGGCUUCGUCGACCGCCUCAAUUCCAACCUUUCCCCUCAGAUUCGGAUUUUCGGCUACAAGCGCGUGACGGCGUCGUUUAACGCCAAGAAGUUCUGUGAUCGGAGAAGGUAUGUGUAUCUCAUUCCCGUGUUUGCUCUUGAUCCCAGUGCUCAUCGCGAUAGAGGGAGCGUUUUGGCUAGUCUUGGGUCUGAUAAGGAGUUUGUUAAGUGCUUGGAGUGCUCCGAGAGAGGGCGUAAAGUGGGGGGCUUGAUGGGUAAGCGCAAUUAUGAAUUGAGAGGGACGAGUUUUGAGCUAGACAUUUCGUCGAACACCAAUGAGUCUGUGGUUGACUCUGAGUUUAAUGAAGAAACUAAGGUUUUUCCGGACAAUGCUGGUGGUGAUGAUUCCAAAUCUGAACCCAGAAAUGAAAUUAGCACUAGUAGUAAUAACAAUGUGGUUUCUGGAGUUGAGGUUGAGAAUUCCGAGGAAACUGAUUUGAAUUCGGAGCCACUGAAUGAUACAACAAAAGUUAGUGUUGGUGAAGAGAACGCUAAUGGAGAAGAAAAGCCAGAGAAGGAAAGUGGAAGUGAGUUUUGUUAUGGUGAGAAGGAGAAGGAUAGGUUCAACAGAAUCUUGAAUUGUUAUGAGGGGACUCAUAACUUCCACAACUUCACCACCAGAACUAAAGCUGCAGACCCCGCUGCUCAGCGAUACAUCAUUUCGUUCAAUGCAAACACCGCAGUUACAGUUGGGGGUUUGGACUUUGUUAAGUGUGAAGUUGUAGGGCAGAGCUUCAUGCUUCAUCAAAUUAGGAAGAUGAUUGGGCUUGCCGUGGCAAUCUUCAGGAACUGUGCUCCGGAGUCAUUGUUAGAAAUAGCUUUGCAAAAGGAUGUUAACAUCAAUGUGCCUACGGCACCUGAGGUUGGUUUGUACUUGGACGAGUGCUUCUUUGCUUCAUAUAACCAGAAAUGGGGAGACAGUCAUGAAGAGCUGUCAAUGAAAGACUAUGAACAAGAGGCAGAAGAUUUCAAGAUGAAGCAUAUAUACCCUCAUAUUGCAUCCACGGAGCUAAAAGAAGGUGUCGUGGGUCUCUGGUUGCACUCUCUCAACCACCGUAAUUACCCCGAUUUAUGCGCUGCUGCUGCUGCUGCUGACAGCAAUGGAAACACCAGCAAUGGAGAAAGUGUUGAUGUGGGGAAUGUCGCUGGGGAAAAAAGUUGUAGUCCAGUUUCAUUCAUCGUAUGAGUUGAUGCUUGUAACUGUCUGUUGACAAUGCGACUUACAUGGUAUGAAGAAUUUUAUAAUUACGUUAGUUGCUGCUGCUGCUGCGUAAUUUUUUCUUUGAA
Molecule: messenger RNA, 2213 nt
Organism: Prunus avium (sweet cherry)
Lineage: Eukaryota; Viridiplantae; Streptophyta; Magnoliopsida; Rosales; Rosaceae
Biological process (GO): mRNA pseudouridine synthesis; tRNA pseudouridine synthesis
Cellular component (GO): nucleus
Molecular function (GO): pseudouridine synthase activity; RNA binding
Source: RefSeq, a predicted model, not a curated record